Messenger RNA from Bubalus bubalis (water buffalo), 6596 nucleotides. It is a transcript of the gene CBFA2T2, whose product is annotated as CBFA2/RUNX1 partner transcriptional co-repressor 2. The transcript has 13 exons. Gene Ontology annotation, cellular component: nucleus. Gene Ontology annotation, molecular function: transcription corepressor activity. Gene Ontology annotation, biological process: negative regulation of DNA-templated transcription; DNA-templated transcription. The record is from RefSeq and is a predicted model, not a curated record. Lineage: Eukaryota; Metazoa; Chordata; Mammalia; Artiodactyla; Bovidae. The coding region runs from base 156 to 2045 and encodes 629 amino acids.
GGGCGGGGCGGCGCGCGGCCUAACGGCGGCGGUGGCGGUGGCGGCGGCAGAGACUGUGGGGUCGGCGAGCUUGGCGGCUACAGGUCCCGCAGCGGCGCCUGCGGGGGACCCGGGCCGCGAGUGGAGGCGGAGGUGCGCGGCAGCGGCGCUGGGCGAUGGUGGGCGUCCCUGGAGCGGCCGCCUUCCAGCUUGGUGCUGACAAAAGGGUGCCAGCGAUGCCUGGAUCUCCUGUGGAAGUGAAGAUACAGUCAAGAUCCUCCCCUCCCACCAUGCCGCCCCUUCCACCAAUAAAUCCCGGAGGACCCAGGCCCGUGUCGUUCACUCCUACAGCACUGAGCAAUGGCAUCAACCAUUCUCCUCCUACCCUUAACGGCGCCCCAUCACCACCACAAAGAUUCAGCAACGGUCCUGCCUCUUCCACAUCAUCUGCACUAACUAACCAACAGUUGCCAGCCACUUGUGGUGCUCGGCAGCUCAGCAAGUUGAAACGCUUCCUCACCACUCUGCAGCAGUUUGGCAAUGACAUCUCACCUGAGAUUGGGGAGAAGGUGCGGACUCUUGUUCUAGCACUGGUGAACUCAACAGUAACAAUUGAAGAAUUCCAUUGCAAGCUCCAGGAGGCUACAAACUUCCCUCUUCGUCCUUUUGUUAUUCCAUUCCUCAAGGCCAACCUGCCUCUGCUGCAGCGAGAACUGCUGCACUGCGCUCGGGCCGCCAAGCAGACCCCAUCCCAGUACCUGGCUCAGCACGAACACCUUCUGCUCAACACAAGUAUUGCGUCCCCUGCUGACUCUUCUGAGCUGCUCAUGGAAGUGCAUGGAAAUGGGAAAAGGCCCAGUCCAGAGAGGCGGGAAGAGAGCAGUUUUGAAAGAGACGCAAUUGCUCCUGAGCCUCCUGCCAAGAGAGUGUGUACCAUUAGCCCUGCUCCCCGGCACAGUCCUGCCCUCACUGUGCCCCUCAUGAAUCCUGGGGGCCAGUUCCAUCCUACUCCUCCGCCUCUUCAGCACUACACCUUAGAAGAUAUCGCAACUUCCCACCUAUAUCGUGAGCCCAGCAAGAUGAUAGAACAUCGAGAAGUUCGUGAUAGACACCACAAUCUUAGUCUAAAUGGAGGCUAUCAAGAUGAGUUGGUAGACCACCGUUUGACAGAAAGGGAAUGGGCUGAUGAAUGGAAACAUCUUGAUCAUGCCCUCAACUGCAUUAUGGAAAUGGUAGAGAAAACAAGGCGCUCCAUGGCAGUCCUGCGGCGCUGUCAAGAAUCUGACCGUGAAGAACUCAACUACUGGAAAAGACGAUUCAACGAAAACACAGAGAUGAGGAAAACAGGGAGUGAGUUGGUCUCCAGGCAGCACAGUCCUGGGAGUGCAGAUUCUCUCAGCAAUGAUUCUCAGCGGGAAUUCAACAGUAGGCCGGGAACAGGAUAUGUACCUGUGGAGUUUUGGAAAAAGACUGAAGAAGCUGUGAAUAAGGUGAAAAUUCAGGCCAUGUCAGAAGUACAGAAAGCUGUUGCUGAGGCAGAGCAAAAAGCCUUUGAAGUGAUUGCAACCGAGAGAGCUCGAAUGGAGCAGACAAUAGCGGACGUCAAGCGGCAGGCUGCAGAGGACGCCUUCCUCGUCAUAAAUGAGCAGGAAGAGUCAACAGAGAUUUCAGGUGUUGUCAGUGAGCACAGUCAAGAUCAUUUCUGCAUUGCAAAGGCCCAGGGCAGGCGGUCUUCCUGUAACACAGAAGAAGUAAACAGACAGCAGCGGCAGGGCAGGCAGUACAGGCGCAGAACUGCUGGAACUGUGGCCGCAAAGCCAGUGAAACCUGCAGUGGCUGCAACAUCGCACGAUACUGCGGUUCUUUCUGCCAGCAUAAGGAUUGGGAGCGGCACCACCGCCUCUGUGGCCAGAACCUGCACGGCCAGAGUCCCCACAGCCAAAGCCGGCCCCUGCUUCCUGGAGGGAGGGGCUCCUCAGCCCGGUCCGCCGACUGCAGCGUCCCCAGUCCAGCCCUGGACAAGACCUCGGCAACCACCUCACGCUCCUCCACACCAGCCUCUGUGACAGCCAUCGACACCAACGGACUCUGAGCCCCAGACUCACUUCCCCCAGCAACCUCAGAGCACGACAGAAUUCCACAUGGAAGGCUGGCUAUGUGAAGCAGUGCCAGUCGCUGUUGGGUCAUCAUCCAGAAGAGAAGUGGAGGCAGGCAGACUUGAAGCCCCAGCCUGUCCACACACUUGUCCAUUUCCCACCUGUGUGUGCAUGGCCGCUGGCUGGACCUGACUCCUCCAUAGCUUCCAAGCUUGUUCUUCUCCCAGCUAAAGCUGGCACGGCCAGCCACUUUUCCAUGUAGACCGCCAGCUCCUCCCUGCCUUGUGAGCAAGCCGACUGUCAGGUGUGCCCAGUCAGGCUGGAAGCAGCUCACCCCUUCACCGUCUGCUGCUCCAACGUCCUCCCGCAACCGAGGCCUAGAGACUGAUAGCAAGCUGGGAAGGAGGGCUGUCUCCCACAGGAAGUGGCUCCUCUUGCCCCUGAACAGUUCCCUGAGCCCAUUUCCACCCUCGGCAGGUGCCACUGAUUAGUCCCUGGGGACUUGGGCAGGCAGAAAGCAGCACUCAGGACACCCUCGUCGGCCCUGCCGUUCAGACGUAAGAUUUUCAGAAACCACAGGAAGAAGUCACCAUUUCAGUAAAAGCACCCAUAAUAAAAAAUAAAACUUCCACCAAGCAUCACAGAUCAUGUUGGACAAGAUUGUCCAGCCUGGCUGGCUAUUUUAGUUUGGGACCCAUUUUUUUUCUCUCUUUUUUUAUUUUGCUUAUGCAGAAAAUAGUUUUCAGCGCAUGGAUUGGUCUGAGGGAGAAUGAGACUCGAUUAUGGAUCGUCUGUUCUCUCUGAGCAUGUUGGCCAAACCAGUGCCAUCGCAUUACUGAAUGGAUCAUCUGUUGGAAAUGCAGAAACUUUUGUCACCACUUGGCUCUUUGCACAGUCGUCUUGUUCCGUGUCCUUUUAUUCUCAGACCACGCAUGUCCAGAUCACUGGGUGGAUCUUCUUCCCAUGGUCUCUGUCUGGCACCUCUGAAGCCAUAGUUGACCCAUAGGAUGUGAUGUGGUGUGGCUAUGACUUGCCUCACCAGUCAAGGCCUGGUCACUUCUGAGCGACCCUUUUGGACCUGAAAGAAUUCUUCAGACUUUGUCAUUAUGUGUCCUAUGUCAAUUUAUUAUUGGGCAUACAAUCCUGUUUCCCUUCUCUAAUUUUGUUCAUACCUACCCUCUUUGAGCUAAGAAAAGUUUCCUGAAAUGUGACAACCAUUUGUGAGAGCCUGACCAAUUUUUCUUCCUGUCUUCAGGGAGUUUUUCCAGCUGCUUACCUGAUUCUCCAAACAUGACAUCACCUGUACUCCCUUUAAAAUGUUAGGAAUUGCCACACACGUUCUUCCUUGCCAUUCAAGUUUUAUUGGGAGCCCAAGGACCCUGACCCUCCCCCUGUCCAACUCCAAGCCUCUAGCACCCACUUGCACCAAGGAGUGAGUUGGUUGGCCCUGCUCCUGCCGACCCUUGAAAGCUCAACUUUAGACGGCCAUUUUCUGCACAUUGACCAGAGUGAAUUGAAGGCUCCCAGUAAGGUAUCAGCAUAGUUAUCGUUAUCCUUACGUAUAGGUAUAUCUUACUUUAAACACUAAGUCCCAGGACCUCCCUAGUGGUCUAGUGGCUAUGCUUCUGUGCUCCCAAUGCAGAGAGCCAGGGUUCAAUCCCUGGUCAGGGAACUAGAUCCCACAAGCUACAACUAAGACCCAGAGCAGCCAAGUAAAUAAAUAAAUAAAAACAGUAAGUCCCUAAUUUACCUUACUCAAGGAUUUUCUGUCUUAAACUCAGUAUGAGGCACCAUUAAAAUACCCAGACUUCUGCUGUGUAAAGUAAGGUAUACCCAGAGAAAGCAUAACAGAAUAGUUGCUUUAUUGUUCAGCUUUCCUUUAGUUACAGCAGUCGAGAUAUCCUGCCUAACAGAUGAAAUCAGAACCUCAGACAGGAGUUGCCUGCAUUUCCCUGAGAAGAGAUGUCCCAUGAGAGGCGGUCACUGAGCCUAUAAAUCUGGUGGCAGCAAGAGGGUGUCUCACGGUGUCCACUGGGUCUGACCUCAGCUCCCUUUUUUGUCAGCAAGUUAGAUGAACACCUAGGUGUGUCCUGUAAGUCUUCAGUGGCUGAGCCAGGGUAGCUCAGGUUUUUUCGGGUUGGAAUAAAGAGCCAAAGCCAACCGAAUACUGUUUGUCAGACUCGAUGUCAGUCUCUACAGCUAAGGUUUAGGUUUAGUGUGCAGGUAGGUCCUAGCUGACUUUUGUGGACUGUGGAUCCAAUGACAGCUUAAUUUUCAGAAUUUCUGUAAUGCUGUUCUAAACUGCUUUGCUCACGUGCCACCCAGAGACCAAGCUAAAGAUUUCCGCAGUGUUCCACAUUGCGGUUCAGAUCUCAGGCCUGGUGCUGUAUUCAUUUUGGUCAGUUUCACACGUCGGUUGCUAGGGCAUCUGUCCAGAACUUCCUAUUUAUAUGUAAAGAAUCCCUUUCUCCAGCUCCCUCUCUUCUGAAAGUCUCAGCUCUGGUUGGAGUUGGGAGAAGGGAUACUGUCUUGGAAUGGGGUGAGGGGACUGGAGGGCCAGGGCUGAGUCCAGGUUCCCCACUUGGUUUUCCGUGUCUGCUGAUAACCACAUUGAUGGUGCAAAUUCAGGCUCCCCCUUUCACCUAGUUAGACUUAAAGUAUCUUAAUGUAAUCAGACUGCUUAGAGGACCAACCUUUAUAGUUUAAGGGGACAAAGACAAGACAUAGUGGUGGUCCUGAAGGUCUUGCCCGAGUGGUCCUGGGCUCUUCGUGUUAUCCUAGGGAUCAAAGGCAAGUGUGACAAGCAGUGGCACAUCAUUCUCCUCUGCCCAGUGAGGAAUGGCUGCAGGAGCCAGAGAAGACCGGAAGUAGCCGGCAUGGGAGCUGUUUUAAAUGUUCUGAGGGAAGCUUUAGGGCCGGAUCCUCAGAGCUUCAAUCAUCCUCUGGGCCCCCACUGCCUGCUCCACCCAGUGGUGAAAACAGACUCAGGUUCAUUCCACCUGCUCGGAAGUGAGCAGCCCUCCUCCUGAAUGUGAGAGCUUCACCUGGGGGCGUCCUUGCAGCACUCAGGAUGGGGCUCAGUCACGACACCCUGAGGUCACAGAGCAAAGGCACCUUCUCUUGGACAGUGCUGAGUCCUGUGUGUGUCUCAGUGGAAACAAGACCCAUCACCCUGGCAAAGGUCCAUGCCUGGCGCUGGCUGCUGCGGGCCCUCUGCCGUGUAGAUGACUUUUGCACAUCUGGACCAGUGGCUCCACCUGGAGCUCCUCACUUCUUGGUGUCAACAUGAGCAUCUUCAGCUUCUAGACAGAAAAUCUACACUUCACUUUGUACAGCCUUGUCCCAAAGUCAGAUGGAUCCCCAGUGCUGUCUGUCACCUGCUUGCAAAGGGCAGACCUUGUGGGCAGUUCCAGAAGAGAUCUCAGCAAGUGGGCUUGAAGUUCCAACAACACAAUUAAAAUUGUGUGGUCAUGAGUUCUUCAGGAUGAAAGCAUGAAUAAUGACCACAUGGCUGUUUGUCCUGGAAACUGUAGAUGAGAUUAUGGAUUGAGUAAAUCAUUUAAAAUAGAACUCAUCUUCGAGGCUUUCUUCAGAACUGAUUUCCAGGCUCCCGGGACAAUAGACCAAGCCAGAUUUCUUAGAUUUUUUUUUUUUUUUUCCUUGAACAAUUUACAGAGAACUGGGUGGUAGCAGUAAGAAAAACCAAAUGUAAGAAAAACCAGAGAGAAAUGGACUGUUCCAGCAUGGGCCAAGCAGCCAGCUGUUGGGACUCCGUCCUGGGGUGGGGUGGGGGGUUACUGGGCGAGCUGUUGAAUAGGGCCCUUUCCAACUGCGUGUCUGUAGUUCUUGUGAAACCAAAAUGUUGACUCGCUGCCUCUUUGCCCACGUGCAUUGACAUGCUCAAUUCCAAAGAUGAUGGUGCAGGCAACCUUUUCCAUCAUGAGCCAGGAGAAGGUUGAGGCCUGAGGGCGGCCUUGGCCUCCCCCCUUUGCCUCCAUAGCCCCAGAGAUGGCGCUUCCCCUGCUACCCCAUCUGGUCAGACCCACAGCUGCCCAGUGUACACUCAUUGAUGCUUAUACCAAAUAGGGCAUGUGCGGCUGGCGGCUGGCAGGGACAGCCCCGGGCCUGCGUUGGAGUUGGCAGAGAGAAGCGGCAAUAAGCAUUAGGCGGAUGGCUGAAAGUGCUGUUUGGCUCAGAGGCCUUCAGUCCACUUUCACAGCUUUCCAAGUUCCUGAUGAGGCUACAAAAGCUCCAUCCACAGAGAAAGCCAAUAAUGUAAAUAAAUCCAAAACUGAGCUUCCAAGCAUGGUUUUUUUAAGGGGGAUGAUGAAUGUGAAACCACCCACAGGAUGCAGUAGAGUUGAUUUUUUUUCUGUGCUUUGUCAUUUUACUCUGAUAGGAACUUUUGUUACUUAACUCUGUGCAUAACUUAUUUAAUGUACUGUAUAAAUGAACCAAAACUGUUAAAUAUGUAUUUAGUUUGUUCUACUUCAAGUAGUCAAUAAAAAGGCUAUAUUCCUU